AUGGGGCGCAUGUACAACAUUGGGCUCGCGCUCUUCUGCUCGAUAGGUUCCUUCUUGUUCGGUUAUGACAGCGGUAUCAUCUCCUCUGUGAUUACAUUCCCCUUCUUCAAGUCGUUCGUGGGACACGAAAGCAAUUAUGAGAGUCUCUCCGGCGCAGUGGUAUCCACUUUUACUGGCGGCUGCUUCUUCGGAGCAAUGGGCGCCGGGUGGACAAACGACAGGUUUGGUCGCAGGCGCACUAUUCAACUUGGUGCAAUCUUCGCGUUAUGGGGAUGUGCUAUGCAGUCCGGAGCUAACAACUUCGCCUGCAUGUUGAUUGGUCGUAUUGUUGCUGGUUUCGCUAUUGGCAUUCUCUCCAUGACCGUCCCUCUGUACAACACUGAGAUCGCCCCACCGAAACAUCGUGGUUUCAUGGUCGGUCUCGCGCAGCAAAUGAUCGGAAUUGGCUUCAUCGUCGCAAACUGGGUUGGCUACGGCUGCCAAUUCCUCGACGGAGACCAGCAAUGGCGUCUUCCGCUCGGCCUCCAACUUGUACCCGCCACGCUUUUGCUCGUGGGCUCUGUCUUUAUGCCACGCUCCCCGCGUUGGUUGCUCGAACACGGGCACGAUGACGAAGCGCUUGCGGUGGUGCGCACGCUCCACAGUGCAAGCUCCUUGGGCGAAGAAGAGGCCGUUGCCGAGUUUGCACAAAUGCGCGAGACAAUCAAGGCCGAGGCGGUCGUACGCUCGAGGAGCCUCUCCGACCUCUGGGCGACGCGCGGCAUGCUCCGCCGGACCCUGGUCGCGGUCGGCGUCCAGGUGUUCGGCCAGUUCUCGGGCAUUAACGUCAUCAACUACUUUGGUCCGUCGAUGUACAAGGCACUGGGUUUGAGCGACAGCCAGUCGCUGCUCGUCCAGGGCAUUUACGGCGCCGUCGGACCGAUUACGAACUUCUUCUUCAUCACCCUCAUCCUCGACACUGUCGGACGCAAGAAGCCGCUCAUGUUCGGCGCGGGCAGCUUCAUCGUCACGUACUCCGUCCUCACCGCCAUCGUCGCCUCCUUCCCGCCCGACGAGUCCACGAACUUGGCGGCCCAGCGUGCGGGCAUUGCUAUGAUUUUCCUCACGAGCAUCUUCUUCUCGGUCAGCUUCGGCCCUGUGUCCUGGGUGCUUGCCUCGGAGGUCUUCCCCACCCGCACUCGGUCUAUCGGCACGAGUGUUGCAACGUGCGCGAAUUGGGCCUUCAACGUCCUCUUUUCGCAGGUUUCCAACAUCGCUAUCGUGAACAUUUCCUGGAAAUACUACAUUAUCUUCAUCUGCCUUAAUGCCAUAGACUUCGUCAUCAUUGCUUUCUUCUUCCCCGAAACCAAAGGGAAGACGCUCGAAGAGAUGGCAGAAAUCUUCGGUGACGAGAUCGACGCUCAUGACGUUCUGUCGUCCACCGCGGCGCACGAGAAGCUCGAACACCACUUCGAGAAGGCUUGA
This is a messenger RNA of Epithele typhae, 1464 nucleotides long. RefSeq names its product general substrate transporter. Gene Ontology annotation, molecular function: carbohydrate:proton symporter activity. NCBI's taxonomy places the organism in Eukaryota, Fungi, Basidiomycota, Agaricomycetes, Polyporales, Epitheliaceae. The transcript is spliced from 11 exons. The record is from RefSeq and is a predicted model, not a curated record. Gene Ontology annotation, biological process: carbohydrate transport; transmembrane transport. The coding region runs from base 1 to 1464 and encodes 487 amino acids. Gene Ontology annotation, cellular component: membrane.